Didymodactylos carnosus is the source of this 312-nucleotide messenger RNA. The record is from the annotation of a GenBank genome assembly. NCBI's taxonomy places the organism in Eukaryota, Metazoa, Rotifera, Eurotatoria, Philodinida, Philodinidae.
AUGAAAGACUGGACGUUGAUCUGUACAACGUGUAAAACUGAUGAGUUAGAUUGUGGCAAUAAAGGAUGGCAAUCGAUCGAACAACACAUGAGCAAAAACAAACAUCGUGAGAAUGUGAAAUUGAUCAAAGGAAAUGCAACAUUCAUCAACGUAACACAAACAAGCAACAUCCAGUUACAACAACCUUCGACAUCAUCGAUCAUCUCAACCGCCACACUAACGCAUCCUAUCAAAAUUAUUAGUUUUCAAGAUCAAGUGACUCGUGCUGAAGCAGUAUGGGCUAUCAAUGCGGCUCAACAUGGAUAUAGCUAA